This is a messenger RNA of Zalophus californianus (California sea lion), 2000 nucleotides long. RefSeq names its product hydroxyacid oxidase 1 (gene HAO1). Bases 24 to 1136 code for a protein of 370 amino acids. Gene Ontology annotation, molecular function: oxidoreductase activity; FMN binding. NCBI's taxonomy places the organism in Eukaryota, Metazoa, Chordata, Mammalia, Carnivora, Otariidae. The record is from RefSeq and is a predicted model, not a curated record. The transcript has 8 exons.
UGGGGUGACAGUAACCUGUGAAAAUGUUUACGCGGUUAAUUUGUAUCAGUGAUUAUGAACAACAUGCUAAAUCAGUACUUCCGAAGUCUAUAUAUGACUAUUAUAUUUCUGGGGCAAAUGACCAGGAAACGUUGGCUGAUAAUGUUGCAGCAUUUUCCAGAUGGAAGCUAUAUCCACGGAUGCUCCGGAAUGUUGCCGAGGUAGACCUGUCGACUUCCAUUUUGGGGCAGAGGGUCAGCAUGCCAAUAUGCGCUGGAGCUACUGCCAUGCAGUGCAUGGCUCAUGAGGAUGGGGAGCUUGCAACUGUGCGAGCCUGCAGGUCCCUGGGAACUGGAAUGAUGCUGAGUUCAUGGUCCACCUCCUCAAUUGAAGAAGUGGCAGAGGCCAGUCCCGAGACACUACGCUGGCUGCAACUAUACAUCUACAAGGACCGUGAGGUCACUAAGCAGCUAGUGCAACGUGCUGAGCGAAAGGGCUACAAGGCCAUAUUUUUGACGGUGGACACUCCUUACCUGGGGAUCCGCUUUGACGAUGUGCGUAAUAGGUUCAAACUACCACCUCAACUCAGAAUGAAAAAUUUUGAAACCAAUGAUUUAGCAUUUUCUCCUAAGGAAAAUUUUGGAUACAACAGUGGACUUGCUACAUAUGUACAUAAAUUAAUAGACCCAUCUAUCAACUGGGAGGAUAUUAAAUGGCUGAGGGGGCUCACAUCACUGCCAAUUGUUGCAAAAGGCAUUUUGAGAGGUGAUGACGCCCGGCAGGCAGUUAAACAUGGCUUGAAUGGGAUCUUGGUGUCGAAUCACGGGGCUCGACAACUUGAUGGGGUGCCAGCCACUAUUGAUGCUCUGCCGGAAAUUGUGGAAGCUGUGGAAGGGAAGGUAGAAGUCUUCCUGGAUGGGGGUGUUCGGAAAGGCACUGAUGUUCUGAAAGCUCUAGCCUUGGGAGCCAAAGCUGUGUUUGUGGGGAGACCGAUCAUCUGGGGCUUGGCUUCCCAGGGAGAGAAAGGUGUUCAAGAUGUCCUUGAGAUACUAAAGGAAGAAUUCCGAUUGGCCUUGGCUCUGAGUGGGUGCCAGAAUGUGAAAGUCAUCGACAAGACAUUGGUGAGGAAAAACCCUUCGGCCGUUUCCAAGAUCUGACAGUGCACAAUAUUUUCCCAUCUGUAUUAUUUUUUUUUCUCAGCAUGUAUUACUUGACAAAGAGACACUGUGCAGAGAGUGACCACAGUCUGCAAUACCCCACUUCAACACAAAGGGUGUCGUUCUUCUCCAACAAAAUAGCAAUCCCUUUGAGCUCAUUGCUUUUGACUUUUCAAUGGGUGUCCUAGGAACCUUUUAGAAAGAAAUGGACUUGCAUCCUGGAAAUAUAUUAACUGUUAAAAAGAAAACAUUGAAAAUGUGUUUAGACAACGUCAUCCCCUGGCAGGCUAAAGUGCUGAAAAACAAAAGAUAGCCUUUGGUAAAAUGGGAGGUAGCUAUCCCUGAGGUAAAAAGAUAAUGAUCUCACUGUUUAUUAACCUGCAUUGUGUUUAGAUAUCCUUAAAGCAGUGUUCCUAAAUUGUAAGCUAGGGUUCAAAAGGUUGGACAUGCCUAGAGAAACAGGAGAUUUAGAUUCCCAAUGCUGAGGAGUCAGCUCUUGAUGGAAUUGGGACAAGUUGGUGGUAACUGGUGACUUUCUAGAUACUUUUUAACACCCUGACUUAGGCUACUUCUUUGAAUGUAGGUUUCUGUUCCCAUCUUUAGUGUCUGCAUCUAUCUGCAUAUUUUAUGAUACACAUAUUACUUCUUAAUCAGAAACAAAUAAAGCAUUUUUGAAAAGAAUAUAUCUGGUCCAUUUGUAACAAUAUGAAAUUCAACCAUUUUAAUCUCUGAACCCUAGUCACUGCCCUGUUGCUCAUUAAUUCUCUUAUACCUUCUAGCUCUUCUUUAUUCUAUUGCUUUUUUUCCACUCAUGGUCAUAUGCAGAGCCAGCUACAUGAUUUGUGAGGAUCGUGCCAAAUGAAA